Molecule: messenger RNA, 2256 nt
Organism: Cicer arietinum (chickpea)
Lineage: Eukaryota; Viridiplantae; Streptophyta; Magnoliopsida; Fabales; Fabaceae
Product: transcription factor MYB65-like
Source: RefSeq, a predicted model, not a curated record
UUGACUCCACUUCUAAACUACCCGUUUCGGUUUUUACGCUCCCUUUCUUUCUUUAUACUGAAGACCGUUUCGCUGUUUACGCUCUCUUCACUUCUUUCUUCUCAAGACCACCGCUCCAAAACCAUCCUCACACCUUCCGGCAGCUUUCUUCCUUCUUUCUCAAUCGUUAGGUCAGGUUCGGCAGCGUUUUCCGGUUUCUUCCUUCUUUCUCAAUCGUAUGGUGCUGGCAUAUUGACAGCCAUGAGUAGUAUUUCCAAGAAAGAUGAAGGUGGGAAAAUAGUCCAGCCUAGUCGGUCGUUAGAAUCACCUGAGGAUGAUAAUUGCAAAACGGUCAAGCUCAAGCGUAGUCGACCGUUUUCUCCAGAAGUAACUGUUAAUGGAGGUAGUCAGCCAUCAGUAUCCGCAGAAGAAGCUGAUAAUGAUAAUAGAGAUAACAUCGAAGGAGGAGGAGAUGGUAAUUUAAAGAAGGGUUCAUGGACACCUGCUGAGGAUGCAAUUUUGGUAGAAUAUGUUCAAAAGUACGGAGAGGGAAAUUGGAGUGCGGUCCAAAAAAUAUUUGGACUUGCUCGUUGCGGAAAGAGCUGUCGCCUAAGAUGGACAAAUCAUUUGAGGCCUGAUCUGAGAAAGGAUGCAUUUACCGCAGAAGAAGAAAAGUUACUUAUUGAACAACACUAUUUAUUAAGAAAUAAAUGGUCUCGAAUUGCUCUGUCGUUGCCUGGGCGUACAGAUAAUGAGAUAAAAAACUAUUGGCACACAAGAGUAAAAAGAAUGAAAAAAGCUGGCUUACCGAUCUAUCCUGAGGAAAUAGUGCAAAGGGCGAACAACAUGAAUCAAGACCAUUUAAAUGACGAUGUGGUAGCCAACCAAAAUGAUGAUGAUUCACAAAGAGAAAACUUCGAGAUACCUGAUGUGGUAUUUAAAAGUUUCAAACUCUGUCCAGAUGCAAUUGUUCUACCACCACAGUUAAAUAUGCAAGGAAGUGGUUUGGUUGAUCAAAACAUAGACUCAAUCUAUAAUAUCUUGUUUGUGCCUCCCUCAAAGCGUGCUCGAUUGGAAGAUACAACAUUCAAUCGUCCAGACAAUUAUACCAGUAAUGCUGCUGCUAUUCCAGUGUUUGAUAAGUGUGAAAAUUACUGUAUGUUGUCUCCUUCUCCCAGUGAUUCUAUUCUCGACAAUAGCGAUCAGUUUCAUGAAGACGAUGAUAACCUUACUGUCGACAAUCACGAACAUGAUGAUAACCUUACUUUCGAUCAUCAUGCAUUAAACAAUAUCUCUUCUUCUGAACCCAUAUAUGAUGGGUGCAUGAGAAAUGAGCUCCCUUCAUUCCAAAAUUUAGAGACUCAACAAUGUAGCUUGGACAUGCCUGCGUCCCGAUUUCCUUUGCAUGAGUCUGUCGACGCAUCGAUUCAGUUUCCUCCGAUCGAGGAUUCUAAUCAAUCAAUUCUUUAUCCUGACAAUCGUGGUCCACUCAAUACAACAAGUUCAUUCCACAACCAUUCAAAUGGCACAAACUUGCAAGAGGGAAUGGAAAGAACCGCGUUGAAUGAGGCAUUCAAGAGCUCAACUUACAAUGCAUAUGAGGAGUCUUCUGCUCAAUUUAUGUCUUCUGACUACAACAAUAAUCAUAUUAGCAUGUUCUCAAUGGCUGAGUCUUAUUCUUAUCCACUUGAAACUCCUGACGGUUAUGGUGGUAUUAAUCAAAAUGCCCAGUUCAUAGAUAAUUCUUUCAUUAACGGAGAUUUGGAUCAACUAAAUUUGACACACCAAGAUGCUUUGCCCGACUUCAAUUCUCAUUAUAUUAUUCAAAAUGCACAGUUAAUAGAUAAUUCUUUCAUGCACGGAGAUUUGAAUCAACUAAAUUUCACGGCCCAUUCUUCCAUGGUAGGAAGUUUGAAUCAAAUAGAUUUAGCCCACCAUUUGUCCAACUUCAAUGCUCCAGGUAUUAAUCAAAAUACAUUUAAUCAGUUUACAGAUGGAUAUCUGAAUCAAGAUUUGACGCAAGCAGAUGACUUUAGUUGGUGUAGGUAUAUUAGUGAGCCAAAUACUGAAUAUAUUUGAUCAAUCUACAAUUGUUUUUUAAGAAAUAUGAUUGAUUUGCAUUUGUAAGUGUUUGAUGUGGAUUUGAUUGAUUAGCACAGAAUAUAUUUGGUCAAUCGGUGAUUUGUAUAGUUAAGGGUUUGAUCUAGAUUUUAUUAGAGUGUCAAGAGUACUCAUGUUUUGAUAUUUAGUUUUAUCAAUUAAGAUUCAAGAAUACUC